Molecule: messenger RNA, 3839 nt
Organism: Numida meleagris (helmeted guineafowl)
Lineage: Eukaryota; Metazoa; Chordata; Aves; Galliformes; Numididae
Gene: NOX3
Product: NADPH oxidase 3
Exons: 14
Coding region: 272-1975 (567 amino acids)
Biological process (GO): superoxide anion generation; defense response
Cellular component (GO): NADPH oxidase complex; plasma membrane
Molecular function (GO): superoxide-generating NAD(P)H oxidase activity
Source: RefSeq, a predicted model, not a curated record
CAUUUGCUGAGAAAUAACUUUGAGGAGAGGAAUGUCUGGACAAUGACCAGCAUUUUAUUUACACAGGUCAUGAGACAUGUCACUUGGGUGAUAUGUUCUUGUCAGGGGGAUUUUAAUUAGAAAAUUCCUGGAGGGCUCCUGCUCCCAUUAGGUGCUUAUUAACAUCUAAAGACAAAAGGAGUUACUAGAAAAGCCUGAGGAAUCGACAGAGAACUCAGGUUACACUGGAAGGCAAGACUCAGCUGCUGCUAGCAUAGAAGAGACACUCAGGAUGGCAUGCUGGAUUUUGAAUGAAAAACUCUCAGUCCUAUUAUUAUUGGUGUGGCUGGGCUUGAAUUUAUAUCUAUUUAUUGAUACUUUCCACUGGUAUGAAGAUGAAGAUGCUUACAUUUAUACACGGAUUAUGCUGGGAUCAACCUUGGCUUGGGCGAGAGCUUCUGCAACGUGCCUUAAUUUUAACUGCAUGCUAAUCCUGUUACCAGUCAGUAGAAAUCUUAUUUCAUUCUUAAGAGGAGCAAGCAUUUGCUGUGGAGGAGCACCAAGGAGACAGCUUGACAAAAACAUCGCAUUUCACAAGGUGGCUGCCUAUGGAAUAGCUGUAAAUGCAACCAUCCACAUUGUUGCCCACUUGUUCAAUAUAGAGCGGUAUCAUAACAGCCAGUCGAAGGAAGCAGGGGGGCUACGGAAUAAACUUUCUGGCCUUGGCAAGAGGCCAAAUGAAAGCUACUUGAACCCAAUCCGGACCUACGAAACGAACACAACGGGAGAGGUACUGACUACCAUAGCUGGAGUAACUGGAGUAAUGAUAACUGUGGCUUUUGUUCUGAUCGUGACUUCAUCUACAGAGCUCAUCAGAAGGUCAUGCUAUGAGGUGUUCUGGUAUACCCACCACUUCUUUGUGGUUUUCUUUAUUGGUUUAAUAAUCCAUGGUACAGGUCAGCUAGUCCGGGGUCAGACACCUCACAGUCUGCUGCUUCACAACGUCACUUACUGUAAAGAUCACUACUUGGAAUGGGAGAAAGCCACUCAGUGUCCUUUGCCACAGUUUUCUGGCAACAAACCUGUGGCUUGGAAGUGGGUUGUGAGUCCUGUGGUGUUGUAUAUCUGUGAAAGAAUUGUUAGAUUCUGGAGAUUUCAACAGGAGGUGGUCAUUACUAAGGUGGUGACACAUUCCUCUGGAGUCCUAGAGCUGCACAUGAAGAAACAUGGCUUUAAAAUGGAAGCUGGUCAGUAUAUCUUUCUGCAGUGCUCAUUGAUCUCACCACUGGAGUGGCACCCCUUCACCCUCACCUCAGCUCCCGAGGAAGACUUCUUCAGUGUUCACAUCAGGGUAGUUGGGGACUGGACUGCAGCCCUCUUCAAGGCUUUUGGAGCAGAGGAGAAAGCUUUCAAGGAGUUGUGGAUGUUGCCAAGAUUGGUUGUGGAUGGACCAUAUGGAUCUGCAACCACAGAUGUUUUUUGCUACGGAGUGAGUGUAUGCAUUGCAGCAGGGAUAGGAGUCACACCAUUUGCCUCUAUUUUAAAAUCCAUUUGGUACAAGUGCUGCAAUCCUAACACAGUACUGGUGCUGCAGAAGGUUUAUUUUUACUGGAUCUGCCGAGACCCAUCCACAUUUGAGUGGUUUGCUGAUCUUCUGCUCCUUUUGGAAACAAAAAUGGUUGAAAAAGGGAAAAAUGAUUUCCUAAGUUAUCAUAUAUAUCUUACUGGCUGGGACGAAAGUCAGGCUACUCACAUUGCCCUGCAUUAUGAUGAGAAGGUGGAUGUAAUUACUGGUUUGAGACAGAAGACCUUCUAUGGAAGGCCAAACUGGGACAAUGAGUUCAAGCAGCUAGCUGAAAACCAUCCUAGCAGUAGUAUUGGAGUAUUCUUCUGCGGACCCAAGAAUCUCUCUAAGAUCCUUCAAAAGAUGUGCAGCUCAUAUUCAUCAGUUGAUCCAAGAGGAGUUCAGUUUCACUACAACGAAGAAAGUUUCUAGGCUGUACUUACCAACUGUCUAAAAGCACAGAAGUUAAAGAAAAUCUAUACUCAAGUUGGACUGAGGAGUAAUGGAGUUCACUAGGAUCAUGUAACACAUUUCUCCAGCCACACAAGAAAAGUGGGAGGUAGAAAACAUCCUGUGUAUGUCAGCAGUUGAAUAAGACAAAUGACAACAUUAUAUAUGUACACAUACACACACGGGAAAUGCCCACAGAAGAGGACAUGGCUGUACAGACAAAAGGAACAACAAUAAAAAUUAUGUCACAGAGGAUUACAAGAUUAUUCUACAUCUCUUCUGUUAGGAGAUACAGUAUGUGUGAACUGAGCUUGAUCUACAAGAUACGGUUUUAUUAAGUUUAGGGUAAGGCAUCUUUAUUUUAAAUUGCUGAAGUUUUCUUAAAUGCCUGCCUAUGUGAAAUGAUUAAUGCGGUGCAUACUGUGUAGCAGUGGAGUGAGUGGAGAAUUAGAGCCUCUGCCAGUUCACCUAGAGGCAUUUAUCUUUUAUUUUUUUCCCUGGUGCCCGUGCUGAGCCUCAGGGUAAGCUGACACAUUUUUUAAUAUAAAUUAAGAUUCUUUUUUUGUGUGUGUUGAAAAUCUUGAAGGAAAUGAGAAAUGUGUGUAGGCACCAAUACCAGCUGCCAUUGCAUGAAAGAAAGAGGUGACAAUUUCCUGCAGAUUCUGAAUGAUUGUUUUAAUGGGGUUGGAUUGGAAGUAACAAGCACAAAGAUAUUGUGCUGCCAGAAAAACAGGAUAUGUUCUACCCCUAGCCUCAUGCAACAAGAUGCAACAUUUAGCUUCUGGCUCAACAUGGCAUCUCUUCACUCCUUUGAUUUAUUCUCACUUUUGCAAAUCACUGUGGUGUGCUACAGGAGAUGCAUUUAGAGCCCUUGUUAUAGUUCAUUGAGUAGUACUGCUGUUAUCACCACCAGAGGAAAAUUUCACUUGUAUCAGGACUGAGUGACCUAGAAUAAAAGAAAAAUAAAAAAAAAAAAAAAAAAAAAAAAGAAAGAAAUGGGGAGGUUUGUUGAACUAGGAUGAAACUGCAUUUAGGUUGAAUGAAAAUCUCUUUAUUACAAAUACAAUUUAAAUCAAAAUGGAAACCAGGAAGAUUUGGCUUCCUGCCUUGUUUUGAAUAACACUGAGCACACAGCAGCGAUGAUAAUGUGAAUGCAUGUGUAAUGACUCUAUUAUUAUGUUUAUAUAUGGAAACAUCAUUCACUGUCAUGGAAAAUGAAAGAUAUCUUCAUGGAUUUCUCUGUUCAGCUUCUUCAGCAGGAAGUGUUCAGCACUUUGUAGGACAAUAUUAGUAAAUAAAACAUAGUAAUAUCACCACAGGUUUAUCACAUCCUGUGCCAGAAAACUAAUCAUAGACAAGGAUCAUAAAUACACAGAUUAAUUACUUUGGCUCUAACAAUAGAAUAUUAUUAUAAUAAUAAGAGUUGUGUUAUGAUAAUUUAAGUUUAUUUACUAGUAAGUGUAAGUCAAAAUAUAUGGUUUUACCUGUUUUGGGCUUCCCUCCUUUCUUCCUCCCCCCAAUUUUUACAGGUAGUUGAAAUUAUUUAAGCAAGUUUGUACCUUAUUUUACAAUGAAAGAUUAAACAGGAACUACCAUUUUCAACAGGAUGUCCAUCAUAUGGGACACAUACCAUAUCAUUACAAAGACAUGUUUCUUUCCUGCUUUUAGAUAUAAUAAAAGAGCUAAGAAGAAAUGUUAACUGAAAAACUGUGCAAAACUUUUCAAAUGUUUGAAUACUCCUGAUUAGCAGGAGAUUUUAUAAGAACUGCCUUAAAGGUACCUCAGGCACUCUGGAAAAGUAAUAAACUAAGUGACAUGGUGGCUUUGUUAUUUCUGUUGGUCAACA